This is a messenger RNA of Linum trigynum, 3643 nucleotides long. The record is from the annotation of a GenBank genome assembly. Lineage: Eukaryota; Viridiplantae; Streptophyta; Magnoliopsida; Malpighiales; Linaceae.
ACAGACCUCUAAAUCCUUAAUUAUGUAGGCCUACACUUACUCACGGCACGGGUUUCGUAUUGAAGCCUCUGCCAUGGUUUUAUGUUGUAAUUGACUUUUUCCUCAUUUGAAUACACUUUUGAUAUCUCUAAUUGACAAAAAAAAAGUAGCAUACCAGCUUUUAACCAAUAUGAUAAAACCGAAGUAAGGAACAUAUAUGAAAGAAAAGGGAGCCGGAGGAGAAAUAGGUAUCGAAGUGCGGAGGCGCAGGCGACGGAUGGACUGACGGACAAAACUACAAAGCCCGGCUUUUUGCGCUGCUGCGAAUUCCGUGGAGUUUCUGACAGGUUGGACCAAUUCGGCAAUUCCAGUUCUCGGUGUCGGUGGAAGAGGAGAGAGCAGAGAAAGAUACGGUUAAUGCUGGCUUGCUGCCACUGCUGAACCCUCUCCUCAAAUUUCUCCUUCCCCAUUUUAAUUUCCCAUUCAUCCCUAAUAUGAAUGAAUGAGAACUCAGCCACCAUCUUUGCUCUCCCUCGCCGUUGACGCUUCUGUCCUUCACCUCUCUCACUUCUCCGAUCUCUCUCCUCUCCCUGAUCACAUUCUGCUCGAUCUCUUCCUGGUACUUCCCCUUUUCUCCUUCUUCUUCCUUUCCUGCCCUGCCCUUCCCUAUUUGAUUUGAUGAUUUUGUUAUCUGGGUUUCGUUUCUGGCGCUUGAUUUGGUGAUCAAGGUCUGAAUCUUAUUGGUUUUAUCUGUUUCUUCCUUUAGAUUUCUGCCUUAGGGUUUGUAUGGAGUCAGCGGAUUGAUAGUGCAAUCGGUAAAAUAUAUAGGUUGAACAUUGUAACUAUGUGAUUUAGAUCAGUAAAACCUAGAGAUUGGACAUAUCCCCAUUUCGAUUAUUGGAAUAUCUUCCGCUGUAUGCUUUUCUUGAUCGCCCUUGAAAACCCGUUACAAUGCUGUGCCAAAUCAGGGGGGGUGUUUUGUCUGUGCUCUCUUGAUUGGUUUGCUAUGUGUCUUGAAAUGUAUUGUGAAUGCUGGACAUUUCUGAUUCUUGGUUUGCUUUAGGCUUUUCCUUUUGGUAUAUGCAGCUUCCCGUAGUUGAAUAUUUCUCUAGUCGACAUUCAAAGUAUAUGCCAACUUGUGUCUUUCUCUGGUAGAGCGAAGCCCUUUUAAACUGGACACAACUUCUGAAUUCAUAUAUCAUAAGUUCAGUACAGUUAUUCAUUCAUUAAACGGAGCUAAUUUAGGAUUUUUGAACAUUCUGUUCUGCUGUUAGCCUGUUACCUUUUCUGACCAACUGCAUCCUUUGGGUCUCUGAACUAUACUUCACAAUAACCCAAGUUGUUUCCUCUCUUGUGGGUGUAGCGCUUUUUAAAUUAUCUAUGGCUUCGGAUAUAGACUAGUUUAAUUGAAUCAAGCAUAUCUGUAGCAGCUGCCCUGGAGUUGUGAUACUUGCUUAGUUCUUCAAACAUUACUUGAAAAUGAACCUCAAUGCUUCUGAUGAUGGUUUUUGCCUUCUUGAUUCCAAGGGUUCUGAUGGUUUUAGUAGAAAAGCAUCGAUUGGUUCAUGAUGUAAUUUUUGGUGACACUCAGUUUGUUUUGUUUUGUUUUGUUUUGAGAAGAGAACCUUGAGAGCUGGGAAGCUGAAUGAGAAAAUUCUGAAGCUUUUCUUGGCAACAGGCAAAGAAGAAGUGCUUUCUCUUAUUCAGACACUCAAUAUACAACACAUCCUGACUCCCGUCCUUCCCACCAGUGAGUAUUGUUUCUGUUUCCUUAGAGGUAUUACUUGAUGAACCUUGACCAAGUUUUCUGAAUUAUUUAUUUUAUUUCGAUAGGAUGCUCAGAGAAAUUCUGAGACGAAUGCGCUAGAUUGCAUAUAUAAUCAGUUGUUCCUAGGAGGGGGUUAAAGGGGAAAAACGAUUUGAUUGUUCCUCGAGUCUCCGAAGAUGUCUGUAGUCAACAACAUUGAAGAUGGUGAGAUUGACAUUGUGAUUGGAGCAUUGCACUCCGAUCUCAGGCCAUUUAUGAGUGCGUGGAAGUCUAUAUUUUCUCGUUAUCACUUGAUUAUUGUCAAAGACCCUGAUCUCAAGGAUGAUUUACAAAUACCAGAAGGUCUUUCUUUCAAGAUUGACAUCUACACAAAGUCUCAUAUAGACAAAGUAGUAGGCAGUUCCACCUCCAUUGCUUUCUCAGGUUAUUCAUGCAAGUAUUUUGGCUUCCUUGUCUCUCGUAAGAAGUACAUUGUCUCAAUUGAUGAUGACUGCGUGCCGGUCAAAGAUGCCGACAGUUUUCUCAUAGAUCCAGUGGCUCAACAUCUGAGAAACCUUGCAACUCCAGCAACACCUUUCUUCUUCAAUACCCUCUAUGACCCUUAUCGUAAUGGGGCAGAUUUCGUUCGUGGGUAUCCAUUUAGCUUAAGAAGUGGGAUAACAUGUGCUUUGUCAUGCGGGCUCUGGCUUAACUUGGCAGACUUAGAUGCACCAACACAAGCACUGAAGCCAGAAAAGAGGAACUCCCGUUAUGUUGAUGCAGUGAUGACCGUUCCAGCCAGGGUAAUGAUGCCAAUCAGUGGGAUCAACAUUGCUUUUAACCGUGAGUUGGUAGGGCCGGCACUAUGCCCAGCUCUGAGGUUGACUGGGGAAGGGAAGGUGAGAUGGGAAACAAUGGAGGACAUAUGGAGUGGGAUGUGUGUGAAGGUGGUGUGCGACCAUCUUGGGCUUGGAGUGAAGAGUGGGCUUCCUUAUGUGUGGAGGAAUGAUAGAGGUGAUGCCAUUGAGAGCCUGAAGAAGGAGUGGGAAGGCGUGAAACUAAUGGAGGAAGUGGUUCCUUGGUUCCAAUCAAUGGUGUUGUCAAGAACUGCAACCAAGGCCGAGGAUUGUGUGGCUGAGAUGGCGAAAAGGGUGAAAGAGCAGUUGGGAGGUUCUGAUCCUGGGUUUGGUCGUGCGGCUGAAGCUAUGAUGGAUUGGGUGGAGUUGUGGAAGAAGGUUGGUUCUGGUCCUUCCCCAGUCUAGGAGGUAAGAAAGCUGAUAGUUUCAUAUUACAGCCUUUCCAGACAGUUUACGUGGAACUAGAUGAAGCUUAAUUAGGAAGGUAAAGUAGCUAUGGAUUCCUGAGGUGCGUUGUUCAAAGCAGCAGUGGGGUUACGCUUGUUGCUGGAUGAUGAGGUCUGGAAGGGUAUGGCAGUUUAAUCAGAUGCAGUUCCACCCCUUGCUCUAUAUGUUGGUCACUGAUCUAACUGUACACAUUUGAGUGUGCCUUGUACGCAAGUGUUCGUCUGUGAGCCGUUCAGUGUGUCAAAUUUACUUGGAAGAAAUACUGUGCCAUUGCUAAUGGACCGGCAACGUCCAAUGUUGUUGUUCUUGUUCAAUCCACAUUUGUUACAUGGAUAACAAUAAGAAACUUGUCAAAACACGUUGUUCUUUGUUGUUAUGUACAUGAAAUUGGAAGCCUAAGAAUGCAAGGCCUUGCUGAGAACAGCAAAUGUGAUAAUCGCUUAAUUUUUAUUACCUAGGAACAUCUCACAAACACACCACAUUUUGUGAUGGCGUAGCGAGACCAAAUCUAGAGUCACUGCUGCAAUUUUAUGUGUGUAGUAAAUCACUCAAAUUAGUGGGACUAGAUAGGAAUAUCAAAUGAUGUGUUUGGCAAUAAAAAAACAAAAUUCAU